AUGAUGUCCACAACAUUGUUUGGGAAACUCCAAGACUAUGAUAUGGAACUUGGUAGACUUGAAAAGCAUGAGAAUCUAGACAAGAAAUCCAAAAGCAUUGCCUUAAAAGUUGAUUCCAAAGAAGAAAAAGAAGACAAUCCGAAGGAAGACGAGAACUCCAUGCUUCUCGUAAAAAGGUUAGGUAAAUAUUUUGGUAGUAACAAAAAUUCUAGCUUUGCAAGAAAGAAGAAAUAUUUUAACAAGAAGGAAUCAUCUACGUCUACUCAAAAUAUUACUUGCUAUGAAUGUGGAAAGCAAGGACAUAUAAAGACAGAUUGUCCAAAACUCUCAAAGAAAAGUAGUUUCAACAAAAGAAAGGACUCAAAAUCUAAAAGAGCUUAUAUUGCAUGGGAAGAUAAUGAAGUGAGUUCAUCUUCCGAUUCCGAAAGCGAAUAA
This is a messenger RNA of Lathyrus oleraceus (garden pea), 435 nucleotides long. RefSeq lists its product as uncharacterized. The record is from RefSeq and is a predicted model, not a curated record. Gene Ontology annotation, molecular function: nucleic acid binding; zinc ion binding. The coding region runs from base 1 to 435 and encodes 144 amino acids. The transcript has a single exon. NCBI's taxonomy places the organism in Eukaryota, Viridiplantae, Streptophyta, Magnoliopsida, Fabales, Fabaceae.